Jaminaea rosea is the source of this 909-nucleotide messenger RNA. RefSeq names its product acyl-CoA N-acyltransferase. Gene Ontology annotation, molecular function: acyltransferase activity, transferring groups other than amino-acyl groups. The transcript has 2 exons. Gene Ontology annotation, cellular component: NatA complex. Gene Ontology annotation, biological process: mitotic sister chromatid cohesion. Bases 48 to 740 code for a protein of 230 amino acids. Lineage: Eukaryota; Fungi; Basidiomycota; Exobasidiomycetes; Microstromatales. The record is from RefSeq and is a predicted model, not a curated record.
AAGCGCGCCGCUUUACUCUCCUCACCAUCAUCACCUGCGUCGAUAUCAUGGCCGCCGCUACAGCCUCGGCCUCAUCAUCUCUGCCUCCUCAAACCUAUCCGUCACGACCCGCAGCUCCCCUUAAGUCGACGACGCAACACCGCAUCGCCUUCGCGGAGCUGACGCCGAAUAAUGUUGGGCAGCUGCGCAAGCUCAACUCCGUCCUCUUCCCCGUGAGGUAUAGCGAGACGUUCUACAAGGAUGCGCUGCAUGAGGAUAAGCGCGAGGUGAACAAGCUUGCCUUGUUCAAUGACAUUCCCGUAGGCAACCUGGUAUGCCGCUUCGAGUACCCUUCCUCGUCCUCCUCCACUUUCCGACCAGAAGUCAAGGUCUACAUCAUGACCCUCGGCGUACUUGCUCCCUAUCGACGCCUCGGAAUCGCCCGCUCCCUCGUCAGCAACCUCCUCACCCACCUCUCCCCUGGCAGCGAGGUCACCCUCGAAGACCCGACCGCCCCCGCUCCCAAGGCGCCAGUAGCAGCAGCCAAGUCCCCUCCCUCGAAGGCGGCGGCUGCUCCGACACCGCCGAGGCCGACGAAGAAGUAUCGCGUGGGGUCGGUGUACCUGCAUGUGCAGACGAGUAACGAGGAGGCGAGGGAGUUUUAUAAGAAGCAAGGGUUUGAGGAGGGAGAAACCUUGCCAGAGUACUAUAGGAAGGGUGUAGAGCCGAGGAGUGCAGUGUUGCUCGAAAGAAAGGCGUGACGUGGUGCGCUGAAGGGGCAGAAGAACUUGGUUCAGAGUGGUGGAGAAGAGGCACCGUAGCCGCGGAGCAGGCUUGCGCCAGUGUCGCAUUGUCAUCGAGCUCAGGCUUCAAAUCAAUCACGCAUCAAUCUAUCAGAGUGGGAGCAAUGGUGAUGUUGCAAAAGCGCAU